AAUUUUCGCAUUCGAAUGUCACUUUUCCACCUUUCUUCUGCGAGAGAUGUGUUGUAUACCGUGGAAAGAAUACUAAAAUUUGCAGAGAAAAUUGCAUCUUAUCGGUGAAUUUGGCACCGACAGUGUGUUCACGAUUAAAAAUAACUUCCGUUGGAGGUGUUUGCCGAGACGGAUCCUAAAAGUAAGCUAUGCAAAAAUAGUUUUUUAUUUUGCACAUCGUUCGCAUCUCCCUGUCGGCUGUGUCGUGCCUGCCGUCGUGAGUGAGUGCAGAGAGCCAGAGGUUUUUGACACAUUCGGGAACAGUCCCUUGCUGCGUGUUUGGUAGUAGGUUGUUUUGUUGUUGCGAACCGUGCUCCAGGAACCGGAGGAUUACGUCGACGGGGCGAAGAUUUGUUUUCGUUAGAUAGCGCGUUGUGGGGAAUCAUGGCAUCGCCGUUGGAGCAUUACGUCAAUCAUGUCCGGACGAUGAGCAAUGCCGGAAACUUCCGGGAGCUGGUUGAAUAUUUGCUGGAAUCGACAGAACUGCUGGCGAAGAACGGUAACAUAUUGGACAAUGUGCUGGAGACGCUCGACAUCCAGCAGCACUCGCUAGGGGUGUUGUUCGUGCUGGUGGUCAAAUUCAGUGAACCGAACAAUCACGACGACACGGAAAAUGUCCUACGGGUUGUCAGAGAGUUCAUUACCUUAUGCAAUGGAGAACAGGUCCGAUUCGCUACACAACCAUACUUUGAACUCUGUCACCAGUUCACGUCGGCGCUGGUCAAAAACAAACAGCGCACAAUCCAGGGCAUCCAGGUGCUAUCACUGGCCGUGGAGAAGAUCCGGCUAUGCGACAACCAGCUAACGCCCGUCCAUGCCGAUCUGUGCCAGUUGUGUCUGAGCGCCAAAGUAUUUAGUCCGGUGCUACGCUUCCUGGAUGUGGACAUUACCUCAAUCGCCACCAUCGAGGACAGUAAUCACGACACAAAAUACUUCCUGCUCUACUACUACUACGGCGGAAUGAUCUAUGCGGCGGUCAAAAACUACGAACGUGCGCUGUACUUCUUCGAAGUGGCCGUUUCCACACCGGCCCUGGCCAUGUCGCACAUCAUGCUAGAGUCGUACAAAAAGUACAUACUAAUCUCGCUGAUACUGCACGGGAAGGUCAUUCCAAUUCCGAAAUAUUCCUCCCAGGUCAUUUCGCGGUUUAUGAAACCGCUGAGCCACGCGUAUCAUGAUCUGUCUAGCGCUUACAAUAGUUCCAACAGCGAUGAGGUGCGGAACGUGAUCAACAAGUACCGGGACUCUUUCAUCCGGGAUACGAACAUGGGCCUGGUGAAGCAGGUCAUUUCUUCUCUGUACAAAAAGAACAUCCAGCGCCUGACGAAGACGUUCCUGACGCUAUCGCUGGCCGAUGUGGCCAGCAGGGUGCAGCUAUCGGGGCCGGCUGAGGCGGAAAAGUACAUCCUCAACAUGAUCAAAUCGGGUGAAAUUUUCGCUUCGAUCAACCAAAAGGACGGCAUGGUGGUGUUCAAGGACGAUCCGGAAAAGUACGACAGCCCGGACAUGUUCCACAAGGUGCAGCAGGAAAUCGGACGCGUGAUGGAACUGAACAAGCAGAUUCUCAAGAUAGAGGAGGAAAUCAUGCUCAAUCCGGUGUACGUCAAAAAAUCGAUGGGCAAUCAAGACGACGAAGUGCUUGGCGGUCAACAUUCAAAGUCGUUCGCGGGCGACCCCACCGAAUAAUGCAACCAGCGGGUGGACUCAACCCAAUCGACUGACAACCCCGAAAGCUAGCAGUAGCAGUAGCAGCAGCAGCAGCAAAAGAAGCGAAAAUCUUAGGCAGUAGUAGUUGAGCAUUAGUUGAAGUGAACAAGCAAACAAUCGAACACCGGCACCAUCAACAUCAACAUCAUCAUCAUCAUUAUCAGACACAAGCAGCAAGAGCAAAUCCCAAAUGACGUGGAAAAUGUGGUAAGCACUUGAGAAAUUAUUGAGCCUAUUCGCUACAACUAUGAACGCUGAAAGCGGCGAAAAAACCAGCAUAAUUUAAAGCCCAGUUGAAUGAAACUUUAUCCCCACUCACUCCCAGAGAGACUCUCAAAUUAAAGAUAAUAGUUAUAAUUGAUAAUCUAAACAACACGACAGAAACGAGAUGAACCAUUGCUGAGCAAAUAAGGGAACCUUAGUUACAGCAUGCAGAAAUGAGAUUUAAACAAAACAAAAAAAAAAAUCGUUGAAUCUAAUGCUUUGUUAAAUAAAAGAAGUAACUACUUUUUUGCAACCUUUAAAAUCUACCUUAGUGGCAGGCUGCGAUGGGCGAGUAAAAGAGGGAGGGCUUAGAAGGGAACCGAAACGAAGAUCAAGCGAGUGAGUGUGAUGUGAUUGAAAAAAAAAAAACAAACAAACGAAGUAGAGAGAGAGGGGCGAGAGUGAGUGCGAAUAACCAAUAAGUUAUGAGAGCGAGUGGCGGCACUCUCAAGCGAAGCCGAGAUUUUGGAAGAAUUCUCUCAAUAAAUCAGUAAGGAAAAAUUAUUGCAAAAAUAUUGAAA
Molecule: messenger RNA, 2531 nt
Organism: Ochlerotatus camptorhynchus
Lineage: Eukaryota; Metazoa; Arthropoda; Insecta; Diptera; Culicidae
Gene: CSN3
Product: COP9 signalosome subunit 3
Exons: 7
Coding region: 424-1725 (433 amino acids)
Biological process (GO): ubiquitin-dependent protein catabolic process
Cellular component (GO): COP9 signalosome
Source: RefSeq, a predicted model, not a curated record